This is a messenger RNA of Plasmodium coatneyi, 3333 nucleotides long. Its product is annotated as Radical SAM protein. The record is from RefSeq and is a predicted model, not a curated record. Gene Ontology annotation, biological process: tRNA wobble base 5-methoxycarbonylmethyl-2-thiouridinylation. Bases 1 to 3333 code for a protein of 1110 amino acids. Lineage: Eukaryota; Apicomplexa; Aconoidasida; Haemosporida; Plasmodiidae. Gene Ontology annotation, cellular component: cytoplasm; nucleus; elongator holoenzyme complex. The transcript has a single exon. Gene Ontology annotation, molecular function: catalytic activity; iron-sulfur cluster binding.
AUGGGGGAGGGACAGAGCGAGACGGAAGGUGCAGCCGGGAAAACUGUCCCCAACGGGGUAACCACGGAGGAAGUGCCCACCCAAUCUGGGCAACUGCCGGACGAGAGGGUGGACGAAAUUCUAGGCGAAGCGAGCGAUGAUGAAGGCGACCAGGACGGGGGGACAGGCGCCGAGAGUAGUUCCCCCCCGCAGGGAGACUACUUCUACAUCAACGACGCAAUCAAGCACAACUACCCCCUGGAAUACGAAGAGAACAAAAUUUACCCAAAGGUGUACUGCUACGAGCCAACCAACUUUGAAAAUUUCAAAAAAAAAAUAAAAAACAAAAACGAACUGAGACACUACGAAUGUUACUCCUCCACGAUGAACGAAUUCUUCUACAAAUACAACGACAACUACUACGAUGACAUUUUAAAAAAUGAGAGCUUCAAAAAGUUUGCCUUCGAGUUGUGGUCCAAAAGGAAGGAGAUCAAGAACGAAACAGAGUACCAUAAUUUAUGCAUCCAGUUAAGGAAAAAAUAUAAAGUGUGUCCCUCCAAGCAUCAGAUUAGUGUAGCUUUGCAACAUCACUAUUUGCAGGCGGCGCGUAACUCCAAGGGGGGGAAGGACUCCUUAUAUUCCCAUGUGGAGGAGCCCCCCAAUGCUGCCUCCACUUCACACACGUCUGACGUGUCGAACCAGUCAAAUGCGGGUGGUGAUGCCACCACGAACGAGGAGGCGGAAGGGAACACCACUAAUGGAAGAACAGGUGACGAUCAGAUGGACUUCCUGCAGGGGAAGUUACUCUCCGGAGGGGGUUUGCCAGAAUGGAGGGAAGACCCCCCCAAGGGGGAGUCAGAAGGGAAGGAUGAACAGAGGGAAAAGAAGCCGGCCAACCUAGUAACCACCGAUGAGGAGGAGGAGGACAAAAUCGAGGUGAACAAAAAAGGGAAGGACGUGAAGUUCGUUUUAGAAAAUGUCACCAACAUGAUCGUCACGACGGAAAUGAAAAACUACAAAGAUCUGGACAAGGAUAGUGUCCACUUUUUGCAAAUAAAUAAAAGAAAGGGUGUGCGAUCGAACAGCGGCGUGCUAGUCGUAACGAUUAUUACACACCCUCACAAGUUCAGCUGCAAGUAUGACUGCCACUACUGCCCGAAUGAGCCCAACCAACCGAGAUCCUAUCUCUCUACAGAACCAGCAAUUCUGAGAGCGAACCAGAACAACUUCGACGUGAUUUGCCAAUUCUUCAAUCGAACCACCACUUUAGUUAAUAACGGACAUGUGGCAGACAAGAUUGAAGUGCUCGUCCUGGGAGGCACGUGGAGUUCCUACGAUGUCGCAUACCAGAGGGAGUUCAUAAGGGACGUGUACUACGCAGCAAACAUAUACCCCCUUUUAAAAAAUAGAAGAAAAAAAUUCAGUCUAGAGAAAGAGCAAGAAAUUAACGAGACAAGUAAUUGUCGUAUUAUAGGGUUAACUUUGGAGACAAGACCUGACCAGAUAAAUAAAGAAGAGCUCAUUCGUUUACGAUCGUAUGGUUGCACGAGAGUACAGUUGGGAAUACAACACACAGAUGAUUUUAUUUUAAAAAAAGUCAAUCGUCAAUGUACGCUUAACGAUGCCAUUAGAGCUAUUUAUCUAUUGAAGGAAAAUGGGUUCAAAGUGGAUAUCCAUUUGAUGCCUGACUUGCCUUACUCAGAUGUGAAAAAAGACGUGGAAAUGUUUAAGCAGGUUCUGAGUUCCCCUAACUUGCAAGCCGACCAGUGGAAAAUAUACCCUUGCGAAAUUACUCCUUUUACGAGGAUUGAAAAGUGGUACAACAAUAACGAGUUUAAGCCUUACUUCGAAACGGACAAGAAUUUACUCAUCUGUUUGAUCUUUCUUGUGAAGAAGUCUAUCCAUCCGUGGAUCCGCCUGAACAGAGUCAUACGGGAUAUACCCAACCCGUCCAUAAUUGCCGGAAAUAACAUAACUAACAUGAGGCAACUCAUCGCCAACGAAAUGAACAUCCGAUCUAUUUUUUGCCAAUGCAUCAGAUGCAAGGAAGUGAAGAACCAAGAAAUUGAAAAAAAAGACGGCUCCAUUUUUUUGCAAAUAUACCAGUACCAUACGUUAGGGGGGGAGGAGUUUUUUCUGACCUUUCAGGGGGUGAAGAAGGCUAGAAAAGGUUCACCCAAUGGAGCCAAAAGGAAGAAAUCUAAGAAGAAGGAGGAGCAACAUCAGGGGGAUGGAAACGCCAAUAGCAAGCGAAACGGUGGGAAUUCCACCCAGGGGGAGAAUCUCACCGAGACAUACGCUGUGUCUCCCCAAAGUGAGGGAGCCGACGAAGAUUUUAUAGGACUCUCCUCUGUCAAUUUAUUCGCUGAGGGGGGAUACUCAGAUAGAUGUGUCACCCCGGAAUGUGGUGGGGAGAAUAUCGAGGUGAUCACACCCACUGGAGGGGCACCUUCCAAAGUGGUGACCACAUCGAACGGGGUGACCACAUCGAACGGGGUGACCACAUCCAACCGAUUAACUGCACUGCAUACGCGAGACGACAACAACGAACUGGCACUGUUGGGCUUCCUACGUCUGCGGUUGCGAAAUCAAAACGACUACUGUGAUGAUAGGCCUUUUAAGUGCCUAGAAGGGGCAGCCCUUAUUAGGGAACUUCACGUCUACGGUUCCUUACUAAAGCACGACGAUUUCAAGGAAGACCUUAACUUCGUGCAGCAUAAGGGACUUGGAAAGUGCCUAGUCCUCGUUGCAGAAUUGAUUGCCUACCACUAUGGCUAUAAAAAAAUGAGCAUAAUUGCAGGGGUAGGUACAAGGGAGUAUUAUAAAAAGCUUGGCUACGAAAAGGAAGAAACAUACGUCACGAAGGAACUGAAGAGGGAGCAUUUGCAUCAGCAGUAUUUGUUACAUGCCGACCGAAUUGGUAAACAGAUAAGAAUUCACAACUACAACUUGGAACAUUGUCUCUUCUUGAUGCAUAAGGAUAUUCCCACGCCGUCUCGUUACAAGAGAAGCGAAAUUGAAGAAGACAUGAAUACGUUUAUUCGGGAAAAUAUUCUGAACCUAGGAUCGGACGAGUAUCUGCACUGUCAGCAGGAGUGCAACGGAGUGUGCCUCAUAAAUGUUGAGAACGAUUUAUUCGCACAAGGGGAAGACAAGAAAUCCAAACAGACCAAGCUAGCGAAGUUGGCGAAGCAGAUUUCUGUGUGCUCUGUCCUUAGCCAGUGGACAGGGAAAAUAGUCCACUCUUACGGAACCAACAACUGGAUCCGUAACGCUUAUUUUUUGUUCUUUUUUAGUACCACCAUGUUUGUUGGUGUUUCGCUUUGGGGGCGCCGUCGCAUGGGGGGUCUCUGA